AUGCAGUUCAAAACAAUUGCUUUCCUCCUUCUCUCGGCCACCACGGCCCUUGCGAACCCGAAGCCACAAGAAAUUGACAUUGAUCUUGGCGAUAUAACAUCCUUGAUUGGCGAAAUCCCAACAUCGCUCCCCACAGAUUUUCUCGAUGACCUGAAGAGCUUCUCUAAAUACAUCCCACCCCCUGGCAUUGCAUCCGUCCUCGAAACUGCUCUCCCCUCAGAAGUCCGCCAGAGCAUCGAAGCCAACCCGACAAAUGCCUAUAAAUUCAACACCGAUCUCUACAGCAGCCUCAAAGCCGGCCAGACCCCAGAGUGGUAUGGCGAUCUUCCAAGCGACGUGAAGAGCUAUCUCAACAUGGUUGGUGGUUUAACUGGGACUGCCAACGGCCCUCAGGCGACCGGAGCUGGAGCUGGUGGCGAACCCGCCUCCGCAUCCGGAAACUAUGCUGCCCGCCCCACUGGUGCCGUUGCGGCUAGUCUCGCCGGUGCUGCCGGUAUCCUCGGGCUCGCGAUUCUUUUGUAA
This is a messenger RNA of Uncinocarpus reesii 1704, 522 nucleotides long. RefSeq lists its product as uncharacterized. The transcript is spliced from 2 exons. NCBI's taxonomy places the organism in Eukaryota, Fungi, Ascomycota, Eurotiomycetes, Onygenales, Onygenaceae. The coding region runs from base 1 to 522 and encodes 173 amino acids. The record is from RefSeq and is a predicted model, not a curated record.